AUCGUAAUCGGUCAGUACUACACCGUGUCGCCAGCUCUGAUAGCGCCAGUGCUUGAUCGUCGCCAUCAUAUAAACGUUUCGACGGAACUUUCGACAAUAACGUCAAAUGACUGACUGGAACCUACCGGUCUGUUGUGUCAGCGAUGUUUCGUGGACAACAGGAAUAUGUUUGGAUUCACGCCUUUCUCUUGCUGUGUCUUUGUAACCGGUCUGCCUCUCAGUUAUCCUACUCGAUUUCCGAGGAGGGAAACAAAGGCACCGUGGUGGGGAAUAUUGCAAAGGAUCUGAAUAUCAACACACAGGAACUAGAGACGAGAGAUCUACGUAUUGUUUCGAGUUACAGUAAGAAAUAUUUGGAUGUGAAUCUACGGACCGGGGUUCUCUUUGUUAAUGAGGGGAUUGACAGAGAGGAGCUUUGUCAGAAUAUAGAAAAAUGUGUUUUGAGAGCACAAGCUGUUUUAAACGACCCAAUGACUGUACACCGCAUUGAAGUAAAUGUUUUGGAUAUAAACGACAAUUCACCUGUAUUUAUUGAACAGACUUACUUAUUGAAUAUAUCAGAGUCGUCGUUAGCAGGAGAGCGAUACCCGCUCCCAGCAGCAGUAGAUGCAGAUGUAGGAAGCAAUUCCGUUAAGACGUACAAGCUGAGUCAAAAUGAACAUUUCUCGCUUGAUGUGCAGAGCGGAGGAGAGCACGGGGUGUCCGCUGAGUUAGUCCUGCAAAAAGCUUUAGAUCGGGAGAAACAGUCGGCUAUUACACUCCUCUUAACAGCUGUAGAUGGAGGUAAACCUCCCAGGUCGGGGUCGUUACAAAUUAAUAUAAAUGUCAUAGAUGUUAAUGAUAAUGUACCCACUUUUAGCAAAUCACUUUAUAAAGUCCGUGUAAAUGAAAAUGUUGCACCAGGGACUAUGGUAAUAAAGUUGAAUGCCACAGAUUUAGACGAGGGCAUGAACAGUAAGAUAGUGUAUUCCUUGAUCAAACUAGGCAACGUUGAUCCAUCAAUUAUCUUUGACUUAAAUUCAGAAAGUGGAGAAAUCGCCGUAAAGAGUGCUUUAGAUUAUGAAGAAACUCCUGCUUAUGAGAUUAGAGUUAAAGCAAUGGAUCAAGGCCCCGUUCCCCGUGGUACUCAUACAAAAUUACUAAUAGAGGUCAUCGAUGUCAAUGAUAAUGCCCCAGAAAUAUCUGUGACUUCACUUAUGACCCCUGUAAAAGAAGAUGCAGAACUGGGGACAAUCGUUGCUUUGUUAACCGUGAGUGAUAAAGAUGGAGGAAAUAACGGGUUAACUAACUGCAAGGUACUGGGGUCGGUUCCAUUUCAACUAAAGUCUAACUAUAAAAACGACUAUUCAUUAGUAGUAGAUGGACCGCUGGAUAGAGAACACACCCCGUUUUACAAUGUAACUAUUACAGCAACUGAUGAAGGAAGUCCGCCUCUAUCUAGUAUCAGAAUCAUUACUGUUCAUGUUUCUGACGUCAAUGACAACGCACCUCAAUUUACAAAGCCUGUGAUUAACGUGUAUGUGAAAGAAAAUAGUCCAACAGGCUCCAAUGUUUACAAAAUAACAGCCUAUGAUGCCGAUUUGAAUGAUAAUGCUAAAAUGACUUACACACUGUUAGACAGUUAUCAAAGGAAUGUUCCGGCCUCAUCACUUUUAAACAUCAACUCAGAAACAGGAGAUAUAGUCAGUUUACAGUCUUUUAACUAUGAGGAGUUAAAAACGUUUCAGUUUAAGGUUCAGGCCACAGACUCUGGUGUUCCUCCGCUCAGUAGUAACGUCACCGUUAACGUUUUUAUCCUGGAUGAGAAUGACAACAGUCCCACAAUCCUGGCUCCUUAUUCUGAACACGGUUCCGUUAACAGUGAGAACAUUCCCUAUUCUGCUGAAGCGGGAUACUUUGUGGCAAAGAUCAGGGCCGUAGACGCAGACUCUGGAUACAAUGCACUGCUUUCUUAUCACCUCUCGGAACCCAAAGGAAACAGCCUGUUCCGGAUCGGAACCAGCACCGGCGAAAUCAGGACUAAGAGGAGGAUGAGUGACAAUGAUCUGAAAACUCACCCCUUGGUGGUGUUGGUUUCGGAUAACGGAGAACCCUCCCUGUCAGCUACUGUGUCUAUUGAUGUAGUGGUGGUUGAAAACACAGCUGACAUCCAGACUCAGUUCAGACAUGUACCCAUAAAGGAGGAGAGCUUCUCUGAUUUAAACCUGUAUCUGCUGAUCGCCAUUGUGUCAGUGUCCGUGAUCUUUCUGCUGAGCCUCAUCACUUUAAUAGUGGUCAAAUGUCACAGGACAGACGGCAGUUUCAGCAGGUACAGCGCCCCCAUGAUCACCACCCACCCUGACGGGAGCUGGUCUUACUCGAAAUCUACUCAGCAGUAUGACGUGUGUUUCAGUUCAGACACACUGAAGAGUGACGUAGUGGUUUUCCCCGCCCCGUUUCCACCUGUAGAUGCUGAACUGAUCAGUAUCAACGGAGGAGACACUUUUACAAGAACUCAGACUUUACCCACUAAAGAAAAGAUGCUGAACUGAUCAGUAUCAACGGAGGAGACACUUUUACAAGAACUCAGACUUUACCCAC
Molecule: messenger RNA, 2580 nt
Organism: Sphaeramia orbicularis (orbiculate cardinalfish)
Lineage: Eukaryota; Metazoa; Chordata; Actinopteri; Kurtiformes; Apogonidae
Product: protocadherin alpha-2-like
Exons: 2
Coding region: 144-2531 (795 amino acids)
Biological process (GO): homophilic cell-cell adhesion
Cellular component (GO): plasma membrane
Molecular function (GO): calcium ion binding
Source: RefSeq, a predicted model, not a curated record